UCUCUGUUGAAUUCUUCUACAUUCCGAAAUUUGAAACCUACACUAAUCCUUAUAAAAAAAUACCGUUUUCUGUUUCUUUCGGCUCCUAGUGGUUUCGUUGUUGUCUCUUGUCUUUCAACUUUUUUUUCUUCUCGAUAAUUUUUUCUAGUAUCAGAUACAACUUUGUCAAAUCCAACACAUAACAACGCAGAACAAUAAAUAGGAAAACCAUGCCGCUAAUAUGAAAAAGUUUCUGUUCACUCUAUUACUGGCUUUGAUUGCUUUCACAGAGACAUCAUUUCAGCUUGACUACAGCAAUAAGAAAUCAAAAGUACCUGAAUGUUCAAAGAACCCGAAUUACAACGCUAAUAUUCGACCUAGAAUAGCUGUCAUUUCACAUGAUUCUGCUAUCAAUACAUUCACCCAGAAUCCAGAACAAGGCGCUAGAGAUGCUGCUACCAUACUCGAUGUACAAUUAGAAUGGAAUAGUCAUUUUAUUAAUUCAGCUUCAAAGAUGAAAUCAGAUAUUUAUGAUGCAGUGAAUGAUAAAGUAGACGGUAUCAUUGUUACUAUUCCCAAUCAGGAAGUGUUAGAGGCAGUGAAAUAUGCUAUUUCAAAGAAUAUACCCGUACUCGUUUAUAGUGCCGGCUUAGAAUAUGCCGAACAGUUAGGGCUCACCAGAAUUCUCUUGCGAAACAGAGAUUCUGGUUAUGAAAUAGCCAGAGAGCUUUUGCGCAGAGGUUAUACCAAUCCACUUGUCAUUCAGAUAUCCACCAUAGAUGAUGUUACCUUUGGCUCUCGUCUUCUUGGUAUUGGGGACGUAUUUGGCAAACAGCCUGACUUGCUUGUGAUUUCGGACGAGAACGAUACAAUUCAAUCGAUUAACACACUCACAGAUCAUUUGAUAAAGAAUACGCAGUACGAUUCUGUUAUUUCGUUAGGAGGAUCUCAAGGCACAAGUAUAGUUAGCACUGCAGCUUUAAGUGUGCUGCGUAACAAUACCAACAGAAAGCUAGGUGUUGCUUUUUUUGAUACCAGUGAUAUGAGCAUGCCGACCUUGAUUGCAGAACAUAAAGAUGUUUUUGGAAUCUCUCAAUUGCCGUACUUUCAAGCCGCCUUACCUGUUUUUAUCAUGUAUUUAAGAAUUAUUACUGGAUUUGACGUAUUUAAAAAUCAAACGAUCGACACAGGCCCGAUUUGGGUUACCAAUGACACAUGGCCCUUAGUUAAGCAAAACGAGCAAACGACCCUUAUCCCACUGAAAGAAAAAGAUGCUAAAGUGGGGGCAAUCGUACCCAAUUCAGAGGGCGACUCCUAUAAUGGUGCUAUUCUUGCGGGUUUUCGUGAACUUGCUACUCGAUUAAACUGGCAUGUCUGGAAUGUUGUUGAGAGUGGACCGCUUGGCGUUAGUUUGCAAUUGAAGAGGGAAAUCGAUCAUUAUGUAGAAAAGCAAGUUGCUGGUUUUCUCAUUCAAACAAGCAAUCCCGAUGUUCUUAGUUAUGCUCUUACGAAAGUCAACAACACGGAUAUUCCGAUGGUUACGUUAGGCAACUUCUAUGAGCCUUUGGAUUUCAUAAUAACACGGUAAAUUGUAAACAAACAUUAGUAUAGAUAAUGUCGAUACA
Mycotypha africana is the source of this 1604-nucleotide messenger RNA. RefSeq lists its product as uncharacterized. The transcript is spliced from 6 exons. Lineage: Eukaryota; Fungi; Mucoromycota; Mucoromycetes; Mucorales; Mycotyphaceae. Gene Ontology annotation, molecular function: carbohydrate binding. The record is from RefSeq and is a predicted model, not a curated record. Bases 221 to 1567 code for a protein of 448 amino acids. Gene Ontology annotation, cellular component: outer membrane-bounded periplasmic space.